GAACGGAAGCAAGUCGUGCUGAGUCAUUAACAAAGGACAAAUAGGUUAUAUUUGUGCUAGGAGACAGUGUUACAGUCUGGACAGAGUUAAUAAAUUCCAGUAGGAGGAGUUAGUUAACAGUCGGGAGUUCAGUCAUUUAAUGGAUAGAAGAAUGUGUAUAGUGUCUCAAUUCUUCUUGGAAGGUGCGGCUCUGACUCAGAAAGUAGAUACAUGGUAAAGUAAUAAGCAUUGACAUUCAGGACUGUAUCUGAUUGAGGUGAACAGGCAGCGAGAGUGUCAGUAUAGCUGCAAACAGCAGCCAGAAAGUGUACAAGUACAGUAAUCAUUUCAGAUCUUUGGUGCCGAAAGUUGAAAGAAUUUGAAGUUGACUGAGUUCACGGCCAGCAAUGGAUCUCAACACACGAGAAAUUGUUUGUUUCUUAGUCCUUGUGCAAGGUCUUCUUCAACUAACCCAAGCAUUUAACAUUGACAUGAUGAAAGCCAAAACAUUUUCAGGCCCGCCAGAUGUUCUCUUUGGCACCUCAAUUCAGCAGUUCUCAAACCGGGAUGGUCAAUGGUUGCUAGUAGGAGCCCCAUGGAAUGGAUUUCCAGAGAAUCGCAUGGGAGAUGUCUACAAAUGUCCAGUUGGUGGCAACAGUGCAAGUUGUGAGCAACUUAACUUGGGAGAUAAAAUGAAUUUUCCAAAUGUGACAGAGAUCAAACAGAACAUGAGUGCUGGUGCCACACUUGUCAGGAAUGAUGAAACGGGUGGAUUUUUGGUGUGUGCUCCGAUAUGGGCGCAGAAGUGUGGCAGGCUGUAUUAUCCAACAGGAUUGUGCACAGACGUUAAUUCAAAUUUCCAAGUAUCAAAAACCUUCUCGCCUGCUAUUCAAUCUUGUUCAUCAGCCAUGGAUCUUGUAAUAGUGCUGGAUGGAUCCAACAGUAUCUGGCCUUGGGAACCAGUCCAAAACUUCCUUAAAAAAUUAACAGGAAGUUUAGACAUAGGUCCUAAGAAAACUCAGGUGUCCAUUGUACAAUAUGGUGAAGACGCAAUAAUUGAUUUCAAGUUGAAUGCUUACAAAACAACAGCUGAAGUCGAACGGGUUGCUGCAAAUAUUGCUCAAAAGCAAGGACAAGAAACAAACACUGCUGGUGGAAUUGAGUACGCAAGGAAACAUGCAUUCUCUCCUGAAAAUGGUGGACGACCAUCAGCAACAAAGGUCAUGGUUGUUGUAACUGAUGGCGAAUCUCAUGACAGUGCCAAGUUACCAGAAGUGAUCGCUCAAUGUGAACAAGACCAAAUAACCAGAUUUGGAAUUGCUGUUCUAGGUUAUUACAAUAGAGAAGGGAUAAACCCAGACAACUUGAUCAAGGAAAUCAAGUCUAUUGCAAGUUCUCCAAUAGACAAACAUUUUUUCAAUGUAUCCUCAGAAAAUGCCUUGAUAGAAAUAGCUAGUGUGCUCAAAGAACGAAUCUUUAGUAUUGAAGGUACCAGCAAUAAGAAUGAAAAAACCUUCCUGCUGGAAAUGGCAGAAGUUGGGUUCAGUGCGCAUGUUGUUCCCAGCCAGGACUUACUGAUACUGGGAGCAGUGGGAGCUUAUGAUUGGUCAGGCACAACUGUCCAUAAGUCAUCUGCCAAGACUACUAUAUUUUCCAAGAAAGUCUUUCAGGACAUUUUGCAAGACAGAAAUGACAGUUCAUAUUUAGGCUAUGCAGUGACAUCACUAGUAACACGAGAUUCCGUGCUCUAUGUUGCCGGAGCACCACGCUUUCAACACACUGGCCAGAUAGUUAUUUAUGCAGUGGGAUUAAAUGACAAAGUGGUGAUUAAACAGACACAAAAAGGAGAACAGCUUGGCUCAUAUUUUGGCAGUGUACUAUGUGCUAUAGACGUUAAUCAAGACUCCCUGACGGAUGUUCUAUUAGUUGGGUCCCCAAUGUUUAUGGGUCCGCACAAAAAUGAAGAAGGAAGAGUCUAUAUGUUUAAUGUCAAUAAGCAGGGAAACCUGGAAAAGGAUGGCAUCUUAGAAGGGCCAGAUAAUGGAAGAAACAAUCGAUUUGGAGCUGCUAUUGCUGCUCUCUCUGAUAUCAAUCUGGAUGGUUACCAUGAUGUGGCAGUCGGAGCACCUGUGGAAGAUGACAAUAAUGGUGUUGUUUACAUUUACAAUGGCUAUCAAAAGUUAAUCAAACGAAAAUAUACACAAAAAAUACAGGCUUCAAAAAUCAGCUCAGAACUGCAAUAUUUCGGGCUAUCUAUUGAUGGGCAGAAGGAUUUGAAUGGUGAUUCUAUCACCGAUCUGUCAAUUGGAUCCAUUGGGAAUGUUGUACAACUUUGGUCAAGGAGUAUUGCAAAUGUAAGUGUUUCAGUAACAUUUGAACCAACAAAACUCUCCCUUCUGAACCAAUCUUGUAUAAUCAAUGGAAUUAGUCAUAUCUGUGACAAAAUCAAAAUAUGCUUCCAAGCUACAAUUAAACCUGAAAAAAAACCUGGAUCAUCAAUUGAUAUUAUGUAUAGCCUAACACUGGAUGCAGAUCUCAAGUCAUCUCGUGUUAGCUCACGAGGAUUAUUUCAAGAAAACCAUGAUCGGGCUAUGAAGAAGUACAUUACAGUUGGGAACUCACUAAAUUGUAAUGAUCUCAUCUUUUAUGUCCAGGAUGCUGGAGAUAUUGUUAACCCAAUUGAUGUACGGUUAGACUUUGGUCCACAAAAGCUUGAAGCUGGGCCCUCUCUUGAUGUCUACACAGCAAGAUCCAGACAGUUUUCUGUUCCAUUCUCCAAAGACUGUGGUGAUGAUGAAGAAUGCGUAACUGAUCUUGUAAUUAAAGUUCAUAUGAUUAACCCCAGCAGCAGAACGGUGCCAUAUAUUGUUAGCAGCAAGAACAAACGGACAACCGUUAAUGUAGAAACAGUGAACAAAAAGGAAAAUGCAUUUAAUGCUAAAGUCAACAUACAGUUUUCUAAAAACAUCUUUUUUUCAUCAGUUGAUAAUGCUGCAGUUUCAUGUUUGAUUGUAGACCCCCAGUCAAUAUCUUGUGACAUUGGGCACCCAUUUCUACAAGGAGGAGAUAAGGUAUCUUUUGAUGUCAAUUUUGACUUCAACUUUAAUGAACCAAAGAGGGAUACAUACAUGAUCUUCCAUGCUGUAAGUGAGAGUAUUGAAAAACCAGAAACUGAUUCUGACAAUAAAAAGAGAGUUGAUUUUAAGGUGCAGUACGAUGCUGAAGUUCUCUUCUCAAGAGCCAGCAACAUGCAUUUCUAUGAAAUCAAUCCUGAUAAACAGGUUCCACAAACAAUCAAAGACUUCAAGGAUAUUGGUCCAGAAUACGUUAUUACACUCAAAGUCAAUACUGGACAAUUCCCUAUUCAGACAGUCUACGUUACUGUUAAGAUACCAGUAACCACAAAAGACAGAAGUCAACUUUUGUACCUCACUGGAGUAAACACGAUUCCGGAAAGCAACUUCAUUUGUGACUUAAAAGAAAAAGUAGAUUAUCUGGAUAUCAAACACUCACCUUAUUCCGCAAAUUUUAUAGAAGAACGUCUUGAAAAUGUGAAAGGUUUGAACUGUGAAAAUGCCAAUUGUGAAAAUUUUGUUUGCACAAUCAACAAUCUUGGAAAGAACAGAGAAUAUUUAAUCAAUAUUACAACAAGAAUCUGGGAGGGCACAUUUAUAAGUGCCUCCUUUCAAAGCCUAUCAUUGACUCCAUCUGCACAGAUUGCAACAGACAAGCAAUUAUUGGUCAUCAAAAAUAAUACAUUAACAAUCCCAGUUACAUUAAUCAAACCUGUAGAAAAAAAAGAUGUUCCCACAACAGUGAUUGUGGGAAGCAUCAUUGGUGGAUUACUUGUACUUUUAGCUCUCGUUGCUGCCCUGUGGAAACUUGGAUUCUUUAAAAGAAAAUACAAUAAAUUGACAAAGGAUGAAGAGGAUAAUGAUGACAAUGGCAAUGAUGAUCCUGCUGAAGAAUAAUGAAUUAUGGUCAAUUUCACUGUGAAUUGUACAAGUUCUGCUUAGACUGAACUGUUGAAUAUGACUGGUAGCAAGUGAUUAUGGUAGAUGUAUCCAUAUUAAGUCACUACCAAGUGGGUAUCAUUACAGAAAAGAAAAGCAUGAAUGCUGGAUAGAUUCAAUGUUUACAUUUUAUGGAGAUGUAAUUUCCACUUUUGGGGAAAAAAAAGCAAAUCUAAUUGCUUUUCUUUCUAUUUUUUAAAUGCGUUAAAAUGUCACUUUAAGUUGUGCUGUUUCAUUCAUAAAUAGUAGAUUAUGACUAAACAUGGUUAAUUUCCCAUGUUAACUUUUAGGAAUUUAAUAAUUGAUCGCUUCUUUAUGAUUUCGGAAUCAUCCAUGUCAAUGAGGCAGAGGGGCCACAAAGUUGGAUUUUUUUCAAAAUAUUCUUGAAUUUAACAUAAUGUGAUGAGAGUUGCUUAUGGUAUUUUGUGAAAAGUUUGGUACUGAGAAAGACAACAAAAUGUGCUGUACAACAAUACAGUAUUUUCAACACUGUAGUUGAUUGAGUUCGGGACCUCUCAACAAAAUUCAAAGAAAUACAACUUCCAUUUUAGGAUGUUCUAUCAUCUUCCUACCCAAACAUAACAGCCAAACAAUUAUUUUAUACUAUGGGAUGCUUUACUCUGUCAUUGAGAUACUGAGGGCACCUUUCUAUAUUUUUUAAACAUACCGUACAUUUAGCUGACAGGAAACCUUCCUCAUUAUGGUAAAAUUUCAAAGGAUUGCAGGCAAUCCUUCUGUAGGUUUCCCAAGUGCACUGUGACCAAGAUUCCCUGAUGCUAGUCAUCUUCAGAACAUUGUCCCCAGUGACUACUUUGCACCCAGGUAAAUAUUAGAAACAGAGAGAUGAUGAUUAGAACUAAUACUUUAAUAAUAAUAAUAACCCAAUAAUAGUACCUCAUAGGGCAUAUUGCAACAUUGAAUGUUAUCUUUAGACUGAAAGUUGUAUUGCCAUCUAAAACACUUUCAAAAUUAAUAUUUGCUUUCUUAUUGAAAUUUGUUUAUACUUCACUUGAAAACACCUCAAUUUCACAGUACUCUACAAAUGCUAGAUUUCAAUAUUACUAUUUUUGUCAGAGCAAUACUCCAUUAAAAUCAUGACAGUUACAUGGAUUUAUUAAAACCAACAUUUUGUUACAUGCAAAUUUCAGGUUAGUAAUACAUUACUAUGUAAAUAAGACUUACAAAAUACCUUUAGAAUAGUAUUAAAAUUUUAUUUUAACAAAUCUACGGGAAAUGGUUACUAUUACAAGAAUUCUCUUGGAAAAACUUUUCUAGUCAGGCAUGUUUUAAAUACUGUGAUUAGUAGAUUUUCUAUGCAUCAACUUUUCUACCACCAACAUUUAUAUUUGAAUUUUUGUUUCUUGAAGUGUUCAAAAACAAUACUGCCAAAAAAACUUUAGGAACAAAUGUGCUGAGCACUCUGGUGAUCUAUGUACAAGCUAGUCAUGGUGCACUCCUGGGACUUUACAUAAUGCACUGACGGGUGUAUGCUUCUAAUAUUUAUAAAGUGUUUCCCCCCCAAACUGUAUACUACUUUUUUAAAAUUGGAUUGAAAAGUGAAAAGGGUGUCUAGCUAUCCAUUGCCUUUGUUUUAUGUGAAAUGUCUGUAUCUCUAAAUUUAUAGCCUUUAUUAAAAAAAAAUUAACAAGUGUACAGCUUAUUGAGUAUUUUCACGUAUUCCCAAUAAUUAUUCCAUUGCAUGUUUGCCUGUUGUCUGCAGUUUCUUCUCCGAAUUCUGAACUAGGUGAAACGAGGAAUCUUGUAAUCUAAUGGUCUUCUGCCAUUUCUGCAAUCCAUUCUCUUUAUUUCUAAUGUAAUUUUGAAUACUGCAAUUUUAACAACAAAAUUAGUCUGUAUUUCUCCUUAUAUCUUGAAAUAAAGUCUCACAAUCCAAUCCUAUCCUUCUUUUUCCUCCUCUCUGCAUUGUGUAGUGUUAAGUGAAAAGCAGAGAAGCUAUGGAAAUCAAUGCCAAAACCUUAGCCCCAAGGAUCUUAAUGCAAUGUAGCCAUCCUUUGGUUUGCUGUAGAGCAUCAGAUGCAGUUAGUACAGCAGACUGAAACAGAAGGGAUGACGCUACCUUACCCAUAACGAAUUGCCAUAAUUCACUACCUUUGAUUACACACAUGCUGCUUCAUUGAGGAAGUGCAAUCCCUUGCAGUUUGCAUAUGGUGCUGAGUUAAGCAGCACUCACAAAGUGAUCUAGAAGCAGCCAAAAGAACUCUGCACCAGACCACAUGAUCAUUCUGCUCCCUUGGAAAUGGGAAUGAGUUAUAGUCUGCUCUUAGCAACCAAAAAACAAUCAUUUCCAUUAUGCCUGGCACACAAAUUGCAGGAAUUUGCAUUUAUCCCCAGCCCUUACCUGGAAGAAACUAGCCGUAACAGUUUAAUGCUAUGUUCACCUUGGCAGCCGCUAAAAAAAAACACACACACACACACACGCGCGAAGAGGAUAUAUUGGAAAAUAUUCAGCAUGUCAGGUAGCAUCUGUGGAGAGUGAAACAAUUUUUUUCCAGCAACUUCAAUGUUAUGUUGUUGUUUACCAGAAAUAGGGUCCUUUGCUUGCUCUAAAUUUGCAGUUCCAAAGAUUUCAGAGAGGUAAUUCUUAAUAAAGCAUAAAAAUGCCCACACAUUAUUCCAUGUUGAGGAUUAAGUUGGACAUUUGCUCCCUAUAUAGAGGUGAGUUCCUACUGAAAGCCUUUCUAACCCCUCUCCCUUCCAUCAGGAAUUCUUGAUCUUAGUAUUGUUGGAAACCACUGCUCAUUUUUAAUACUCUUUUAUAAGAUUUGUACUUUUUAACAAGCUCAUGUAUUUUUCACAGUAUGGGGUGGUUCACCCCCACUCACUGGCGGAAAGUGGUAUAGCAGCUAAACUAACAUUAUAUCACCUUUCUCAAUUUUAUUGGCUAAGUAUUAGCACAUUACCUACGUAAUUGUUUUAUUAUAUAGUCUAUUAACUAAUUUCUCUCUC
Mobula hypostoma (lesser devil ray) is the source of this 6959-nucleotide messenger RNA. RefSeq names its product integrin, alpha 2 (CD49B, alpha 2 subunit of VLA-2 receptor), tandem duplicate 2 (gene itga2.2). Gene Ontology annotation, biological process: cell-cell adhesion; cell adhesion mediated by integrin; integrin-mediated signaling pathway. Gene Ontology annotation, cellular component: integrin complex; external side of plasma membrane. The transcript is spliced from 30 exons. NCBI's taxonomy places the organism in Eukaryota, Metazoa, Chordata, Chondrichthyes, Myliobatiformes, Myliobatidae. The record is from RefSeq and is a predicted model, not a curated record. The coding region runs from base 387 to 3950 and encodes 1187 amino acids. Gene Ontology annotation, molecular function: integrin binding.